Ornithorhynchus anatinus (platypus) is the source of this 718-nucleotide messenger RNA. RefSeq names its product MCTS1 re-initiation and release factor (gene MCTS1). Gene Ontology annotation, biological process: formation of translation preinitiation complex. The record is from RefSeq and is a predicted model, not a curated record. Gene Ontology annotation, molecular function: RNA binding. The coding region runs from base 32 to 577 and encodes 181 amino acids. The transcript has 6 exons. Lineage: Eukaryota; Metazoa; Chordata; Mammalia; Monotremata; Ornithorhynchidae.
GACCCCUCCCCCCCGCCCGCCGACGACGACCAUGUUUAAGAAAUUUGAUGAAAAGGAGAAUGUAUCCAACUGCAUCCAGUUGAAAACUUCAGUUAUUAAGGGCAUUAAGAAUCAACUGAUAGACCAAUUUCCUGGAAUUGAACCAUGGCUCAACCAAAUCAUGCCAAAGAAAGAUCCUGUCAAAAUUGUAAGAUGCCAUGAACAUAUAGAAAUCCUUACAGUAAAUGGAGAGUUACUAUUUUUCAGGCAAAGAGAAGGAACUUUUUAUCCAACGCUAAGAUUACUUCAUAAAUAUCCAUUUAUCCUACCACAUCAACAAGUUGAUAAAGGAGCCAUUAAAUUCGUACUUAGUGGAGCUAAUAUCAUGUGUCCGGGCUUGACAUCACCAGGAGCCAAACUUUACCCUGCUGCAUCUGAUACAGUUGUCGCCAUAAUGGCAGAGGGGAAACAACAUGCAUUGUGUGUGGGAGUCAUGAAGAUGUCUGCAGAUGACAUUGAGAAAGUCAAUAAAGGGAUCGGCAUUGAAAACAUUCACUAUUUAAAUGAUGGCCUUUGGCACAUGAAGACCUAUAAGUGAAACUCAAAAGGAACGCACUUAGGUUAAAUGUGGACUGCUUUAUAAUUCUGUUUUUAUGUAUGACUGAAUGUAAAAACUCCAUUAUGUUCUGUGGCUGUGCUGAAUAAAUUCAACGAAGGCAAAAAUCCCUUUGAACUUCAA